This is a messenger RNA of Oreochromis aureus, 536 nucleotides long. RefSeq names its product LYR motif containing 2 (gene lyrm2). Bases 83 to 349 code for a protein of 88 amino acids. NCBI's taxonomy places the organism in Eukaryota, Metazoa, Chordata, Actinopteri, Cichliformes, Cichlidae. Gene Ontology annotation, cellular component: mitochondrion. The record is from RefSeq and is a predicted model, not a curated record. The transcript has 3 exons.
CCUCCGCUCCACCAGGGGGCGAGAAACAGUGAGGCGCUAUUAGCAUCAUCACAACAUCCGCCUGUGAAAGUGCCGAGUAAAUAUGACCGUUUCACGGUUGCCGUCUGCUGCGCUUUCUUUAAAGCAGUUUUUACACAGGCAGAAGGUGUUGGGGAUCUACAGAAACAUGCUGAGGACCAUACGACGGGUGCCAGAUGAGGCAGAUAGGAAGUUCUUGAGAGACUGGGCCAGAGAUGAAUUCCAUAGGAACAAAAAUGUCACACAUGAGGAUGCAAUCCGUAUGAUGAUCACACAAGCUUCCAAUCACCUGGAGGAGCUGCAGAAGUCUCUGGCAUUGGCCCACAGUUAAGGACUGCAAGCUGCCAGAGUUCCUGUUUUGUACUCUAUUUAACUGGUUUUCAGUGAGGAAUAAUAUUUGGUGUGGGAAUGUGGGAAUCGAGGCCACCUGAGAGUCUGAACCCAUCUGCCACGUGUGUAUAUUGGCACUGUUUAUACUGUACAUGUGUUAAAUAAAGAAUAAUGUAUGAAAUGACAAA